AUGGAAAAAAUCAAACUGUACGAAGAAUUUAAGUUGAUCGAAAAAACUGAGGCUGAAGUGAACGGAGCAUGGAAAGGCGCUCAAUUGCUACUAUUCUUCAUGGCUUUUGUAUUUGGAUCGUUCUGCACGUUUUGCUUCCACAUGAUAAUGUAUCUCUUCGAUGAGAAGUGCGUUCUUUUCCCGAAGCUGUUGUCACUGACUUCUCUGAGACAUCACCUUAUCUAUGAAUUCAUUCCAGAUGAAAAAAUGGCCGAGAUGUUGCCCGUGGAUUUUCUGAGCACACAAUGGAUAGACAAGAGUGCUUGUUACCUGCCCACAUACGUACCGCUAGUCUCUGGAAUCUUCGGCCUAGUAUGGACCACAAUGUUCCUCAUGUGCUCCGCCAGCAGUCGCACCCUCACCGGUUUACAGAGGCCGUGGCGGGUGCUGCCUCCCGUAUUCGUCUUCUCGUCGCUGAUGGGUGGCCUCUGUGUGUACGCAUCCGCCGUCACUCAGCUCGGCCUUGACGAACUCUGUCUGAAGCUAGGUGAGAUCACGGGAAGUACCACGUGCACAUACACAGUGAACGUAGCAACAUUAGCUUAUGAGCGACGUAUCCGCGGCGUGUACCAAGCAACGCAGCUGACAGUGGCGGCGGCCUGGCUGCACACCGCUUGCUGGCUAAUGUCCGCGCUGCUAGCGCUCGUCCGCGUCAUCCUCGCCGUGGACUUCCACCUCGUGCGCGUUACCACGCACCUCCAGGGCGAUAUAGACAAGAUGCUGCAACGAUAUGAAAGACACGUGCGGACAGUUACACCCGAUUUUAAGGAUACCAAAGAUUAUAGCUUAUCGUACAGCGUAACGCGAGUUCAUUUCAAGAGACCUUUUGGUUCUAGAAGCCCUGAAGGCGAGACUUUAUACAUUUCCAGGCGACCUCAAUAUAAAUCUGAAACAUCUUUAGUUGCCGAGGAACAAAGCAAACUGCGCAGACAAACCGUAUAUAAAGGUGUUCCUAAAGAAAAUCACUUUAUUUUAGAUUUCCUAUAUGACAUAUUAGACACGAUAAACUUAUCCCCGUCAUCAAAGGAAUCAUCAUUAAGCUUUGAUGACGAUGAUUCAUCCGUAUCUUUAAUUAUCCGUCAAUACGGACAAGAAAGAAUAAAAUCACAAUCAGAGGCAUACCGUUCACCCGGAGGAUCCCAAGAAUAUUUAUCAAUAGAUCUUCGCGAAGAAGAAGAGAUAUUCAGCGAGAUAAAAAGAAAUAUAAUGCAACACCUGGAUACAACUUUAGAUAAAAUACAAUCUGAACGUGUUAUUACUCCUUUAAAUGAAGAAAGUUUUGUAUCGGUACUAAAUAUAACGCCUGAUUUGAAAGAAAUUUUGGAAAAGAAAGCGCAGGAACUGAAACAAGAAGAAUUUUCUGAGGAGGUUAAGAAGACAGAUGAAAACAAAAUAGAAGAGAAACAAGAAAUUGAUGACGCUCCCGGCGUUGGCUCGACUGAUGAGCAAAAAGAAGAGGUAAAGCCUCGGAAAAAAGAAAAACAGGAUUAA
Messenger RNA from Papilio machaon (common yellow swallowtail), 1530 nucleotides. RefSeq lists its product as uncharacterized. The transcript has 6 exons. The record is from RefSeq and is a predicted model, not a curated record. NCBI's taxonomy places the organism in Eukaryota, Metazoa, Arthropoda, Insecta, Lepidoptera, Papilionidae. Bases 1 to 1530 code for a protein of 509 amino acids.